Molecule: messenger RNA, 2468 nt
Organism: Etheostoma cragini (Arkansas darter)
Lineage: Eukaryota; Metazoa; Chordata; Actinopteri; Perciformes; Percidae
Gene: sox18
Product: SRY-box transcription factor 18
Exons: 2
Coding region: 451-2211 (586 amino acids)
Biological process (GO): angiogenesis; lymphangiogenesis; positive regulation of transcription by RNA polymerase II
Molecular function (GO): RNA polymerase II cis-regulatory region sequence-specific DNA binding; DNA-binding transcription factor activity, RNA polymerase II-specific
Source: RefSeq, a predicted model, not a curated record
AUCUGGCCACAAGUUUCCAAACUUUGAAAGAGGGCAGACAGACAGAGACGGUGAGUGGGGCGGCCCAUGAGACGGAGGGGAACCAAGCUUUGGACAAACCGCCGCACCACACACUCCAAACGCGACCUGGUGUCUUUUGAGGGAGAGAAAGAAAGAGUGAAGAAAAGAAAGAGGCAGAGUCCUUGAGGACCAUUUACAGGGGGAAUAUCCUGCGCCACAACUUGUUUGUUUUCUCUUUCUUUCUCGUCUUCCAGCUCCUCUCAGAUCUCGAUGCUUUGCUUUGGGAUUUGUGCUCCAAAUCCAUCAAAAUCCUCUUCUGAUCUUUCUGUUCUUCAACCAAAACAUUUUGAGCUGCACAUUUUUUCCAGAACUUUGCAACCCAACGAAGUGAGACAGACACUUGCAGGAUUUUGCUUGGACUGAAAAGUUGAAUCCAAGCCCGGUUCUGGAAUGAAUUUAACCGAUCCCAGCUUGUCGAGAGAGACUCUUCUGCAUGUAAGCCGGAUGUCUCUUGGGGGCCCCUGGGCGUCAGGGACCCCGAGCCCUGCUUCUGAUUCUGAAAUAGGUUUUGAGCAGAACCUUUCCGGAGACUGCGGUUCUCCCGAUGGCCUUGGAACCGGGAAGAUGAGGAGAACAGAAGCGAGGAUUUCUCUGACGCCCAGUUCCGGGGGACAGAGUCCGGACCUGACCCAGGCGGGAAGUGCGUCGGCCGGCACGGCCGAUGGGAAGGCUGUGGGGGGUGAGCAGAGGAUCCGCAGGCCCAUGAACGCCUUCAUGGUCUGGGCCAAAGACGAGAGGAAGCGACUGGCCGUGCAGAACCCUGACCUGCACAACGCUGUGCUCAGCAAGAUGCUCGGUCAGUCAUGGAAGGCUCUGAGUGCUACAGACAAGCGGCCAUUUGUGGAGGAAGCAGAACGUCUCCGUGUCCAACACCUCCAGGAUCACCCAAAUUACAAGUACAGGCCCCGUCGCAAAAAGACCACCAAAAAACUCAAGCGGGUUGAACCAGGGCUUCUGCUUCACAGUUUAGCCCAUGGCGGGGCACCAGGCCUUGGAUUAGGCCCUGGUAUCAGCCCCUUGGGAUCAGAAAGUGUCUCUGGAGGUUCUGCUUAUGGUAACAUAGGUGCCCACCCUUCACAUUCCCAUCACUCCCACCAUCUUCUGCACUCUCUUGGGCACUUCAGGGACCUCCAGGCCCCAGGACACCUAGAGCUGGAGAGCUAUGGCCUUCCUACUCCGGAGAUGUCCCCUCUUGAUGUUCUGGAAGAUGGAGCUGGGGAAUCUGUGUUUUUUCCCCAACAUAUGCAAGAAGAGGCGGGUUUGGCUUGGAGUGGCUACCACCACCACCUUCAACACCCUAACCAGCAUUACAGCCAUAAUUACAACAACCACAGUCACCACAGCUCUAUAAAUGGUGCGGCAACACACGGUUCAGGAAUGAGUCUUGGUGCCAGUUUAAGCAACUGUUUGAACUCCAAUAUGAGUCCAGGUAGAAGCCCCAGAGUUGAUACUAGAACGAGUUCUGUCGAGUCACAUAUGAUGUCGAGCAUGAACUCUAGGUUAAAUCCCAGCUCUCACCACAUUGCCUUGCGGAGUCCUGUAAAGUGCCUACCACCUCUGUCCAACUGCUCCUCGCCAGUGUCUUACCCCCAGCCCUCCAUCAGCCUCCCUGAGCUGACAAAAUCCCACCAAACACUACAUCAAUCCACUGCUCCUGUCGGCUACUUCAGCCAAACGUAUGGAAACAGCGCUCCGAAUGCGACGUAUUACAUCCCCUCUCAGCUGGGGCAGCUUUCACCUCCUCCUGAAACUUCUCCUUCUUCCUGUUCACCCUCCUCCAUCCCCACAUCCACCUUCCCCCCUCUGUUGCACUUAGACCCUUCAAAUCCAGAGUCCUCCUGCCAUUUAGGGUCUUCUUCGGCUGAGUUCUGGUCCGAGGUGGACAGGCAUGAGUUUGACCAGUAUGUAAAUGUUGAAAGGAAUCGAGAGGAGGCCUACGGACGCGGUGGGGGCUGCGGUGGUGGGUCAAAAGUCUUGAGUGGGCGCAGUAGCAGUAGUGUAGGUAGUACCGUGAAUAGCAGUAUUAUGAACAGGGAUGUCAGUAGCAUUUUGAGUGGUACUGGUGGCUGUGAUGAAGGGAGCAGUCCUCUUAUAUCUGCUCUUUCUGAUGCCAGCAGUGCUGUCUACUACAGUGCCUGUAUCACUGGAUAAAUACUUCGUAAUCUCAUCUCUCGAUGUGUACCUGCUUGCAUACUGCACAAUUGGGUUUGGGUCAUUUGAACCAUGGUUACAUGAUCGGGAGGAAGUAUGUUGGGAACAUUAGUUUUGGCUCAUAUUCUUAGCCAUUGUCAUGCCUAGCUUGUCUUUCACAGACUAAUUCUUAAUUUAAAAGCUUUUCUCCAUUCUGAAAAAGAAAGAUGCCGACAAGUGUUUUUUAUCAUACCAACUUUUUCUGGAGCCAGAGCUGG